GGUCGGCUCCGCCAAAUUGGCUGCAACGACCCCGAUCUCUCACCGGACCAUUAAGAUGCUAAAUGACACCACGUCCGAUGAAUGUUAUCAUUUGUUCUUUCCGUGAUACGAGAUAGCCUGCGUUGAGCUGCGGUAGACCGCUGCCCGUCGCUUUUAUGCAUAGCCUUUGCAGGAUCAAGAUGCAGUUUCGGACAGUGGUGGACGUGAAAGUCGUAGACGUGGAGAAGAGGCGCAAUCCAUCAAAACAUUACGUCUAUCUCAUCAAUGUCACCUACUCCGACAACACCUCCCACAUCAUCUACAGGAGAUACAGCAAAUUCUUUGACCUACAGAUGCAGAUUCUUGACAAGUUCCCAAUUGAGGGAGGGCAGAAAGACCCAAAGAAGAGGAUCAUCCCAUUUCUCCCAGGCAAAAUCCUAUUCCGAAGGAGUCAUGUGCGAGACGUGGCUAUGAAGAGGCUGCGCUUCAUCGAUGACUACUGCAGGGCGCUGGUGCGACUCCCCCCGCAGAUUUCUCAGAGUGAGGAGGUGCUGCGCUUUUUUGAAACUAAAGCCGAAGACAUCAACCCCCCAGUGGAGGACUAUGGCUCCAAGCGCAAAUCAGGGAUUGACAGUUCGGAGCCCAUGGUGCUGGAGCAGUACGUGGUGGUGGCCAACUACGAGAGGCAGGAGAACUCGGAGAUCAGCCUCAAGGCCGGCGAGACGGUGGAUGUGAUUGAGAAGAGCGAAAGCGGUUGGUGGUUUGUAAGUACAGCGGAGGAGCAGGGUUGGGUGCCGGCCACAUACCUGGACUCACAGAAUGGAACCAGAGACGAUUUGGAUCUGGGCACGUCCCGGACUGGAGAAGUUACUAAGAGACGCAAAGCCCAUCUGAAGAGGCUGGACCGCCGCUGGACCCUGGGGGGGAUAGUCAACCGCCAGCAGAGCAGAGAGGAGAAAUAUGUGACAAUACAGCCGUACACCAGCCAAGGGAAAGACGAGGUCAGCUUUGAGAAAGGGGUCACCGUGGAGGUCAUCCAAAAGAACCUGGAGGGCUGGUGGUACAUCAGGUACUUAGGGAAAGAGGGCUGGGCCCCUGCCUCCUACCUGAAGAAAGUGAAAGAGGACUUCUCCCCCCGCAAGAAGACCCUGACAGGCCCGGUGGAAAUCAUUGGCAACAUCAUGGAGAUAAGCAACCUGCUGCAAAAGAAAUCAGUGAGUGAGAAGGACAUACAGACAGAUGGGGAUGGCACCACUACACCUGAACGCCACAUCUCCAAAAGCGAGAUCAGCCUGCCCAUGCCCUGCACCGCCGAAAUGAAUGCCGAGACAGGCAGGAGGCUGAGCGCUGGGUCAGGCCACGGCUCCAACAGUCCGUGUCUAGGAGUGGGGGCCAGCGCUGUCCUGAAUGACAAUAAAGGCAGAGCAGAGCCUGGGUCCCCAGCUGUUGCACGAGUGGCACCGCAUAGAGUGGAAAUUGGCUUUGAUGCCAUUGGGUCUCCAAAUUUGAGACAAAAGCCUCCCCCGAGAAGAGAAACUAACUUGGGAUUCCAGUUACCUAAGCCACCAGAGCCCCCUGCUGUGGAAGCAGAGUAUUACACCAUUGCAGAGUUCCAGUCCUCGAUCUCUGAUGGCAUCAGUUUCCGUGGAGGACAAAAGGCUGAUGUGAUAGAGAAGAACUCUGGAGGCUGGUGGUAUGUGCAGAUUGGAGAGAUGGAGGGCUGGGCCCCCUGCUCCUACAUUGACAAACGUAAGAAGCCCAACCUCAGCCGUCGAACCAGCACACUCACCCGGCCCAAAGUCCCACCUCCAGCCCCACCUGUCAAGAAGCAAGAUUCUGAGGAGGCUCCCCCUUCCACUAACUCAGCCUCUAAAGCAUCAGAAUCACCCAGCAGGCCUGUGUAUGAGGAACCAGAAUAUGAUGUUCCUGCUAUUGGGUGUGAAGGUGAGUCAGACACAGAUUCACUUAAGGAUGAGCGCUCCCUGGAUGUGAAGAUCAGCAGUGUGGUCAGCGAUAAGUACCGCAAUUCCCCUCCUUCCUGCAAAGCAUCCCCUCCUGUCUGCAAGGCUUCCCCUGUUUUUAGUCAUCGAAGAACCUCCUACAGGUCUGUUGAAGAGGUAGCUAAGGAGGAGUGUAUUUAUGAGAAUGAUGGCUUCAGGCCCAGCAGUGGCGAUAAUGGUACCUCAGUCAAAGGAUCUAGUGAGCCUAACUCUCCACGGAGCUACCAUUCCUCAACAGUUCCACGCAAACCCUCUGGCUCCUCACCCUUAGCUGGGAGACCCAUGAAGACCAUGACUCCAGAGCUGAAUCGGAGGAGUCAGACCCUGGGCAGACACAUAGAUACCAGCCUCAGGUCCCAAGACAACAGCCCCAGGUCAUCUUCAGACGAGCUGAGCAGAGGCCCCAAGAAAGGCCCGGGCUUCAGCCGGGAGGUGGAGCAGAGGAUAGGCCAGAGUCCUUCCACCAGGCCCAAGCCCUCUGUUAGACCCAAACCACUCCUUACCAAAUCAGAGACCCAGAGUCCUGAGAGGAUGGAUAUCAGCUCUUUGAGACGCCAGCUGAGGCCUACAGGCCAGUUUCGACACAGCCUCAAACCUUCUCGUGGCGAUGACUCUGAAACAGCCUCUGUCAUCUCAUCAGAAGACUCCAUUUGUUCUCGCAGUACCUCAGAUCUGUCCUCCAUUUACUCCAAAGGAAGCCGUGGUGACUCGGACUUGGAGGGCCCAAGUCUCUACCGCACCAUGGAUGCUUACAAGAAGGUCCAGGACUCUGAGGUCAGCUUUCCAGCAGGAGUGGAGGUGGAGGUUCUGGAGAAACAGGAGAGUGGUUGGUGGUACAUCCGUUGGGGCAGUGAGGAGGGCUGGGCCCCCUCUUACUACCUUGAGCCUAUCAGACAAGUGGGUGAUGGAAGUGGGUUGGAAUCAGAUGGACAUGGGAGUGGUGGGAGUAAGUCCAACAGCCUGGAGAAAAAUGAGCAGCAUGUUUUGGCCCUCAAUAACAUAAAUCUCCAGGGCCUGACCCAGCAGCAUCAAGCCUUGAGGAGGAACUCUCCACCUAUUCCCUCCAAGCCUCCUGGUGGCUUCUCCAAGCCAUCUGGAAUGGUUAAUGGAGGUGUACGAAUGAGGAAUGGGGUGCGCCAGGUAGCAGUGAGGCCACAGUCUGUGUUUGUGACCACAACACAACCAGCUAAGGACACACACUACAUGACAGGGUCUCUGAGGCGAAAUGAUUCACUUGGCAGUGGUGAUCAGUACCGUUCUGGUUCUGCCACUCUUGGUGUCCGCCGAAACGCCUCCUUUAGCACCGUGCGACCUCAUGUGGUUGUGGAAAGUCAAACAAGGCCUGUUGAGCGUUCCAGCAUGGGUUCCUCAGGGAGUGGGUUCAGCACAAACAGUGUCCAGGAUGCCCUUAGCAGAGUCAGCCAACGCAAUGGAAUCCCUGUGUCCACAGUCCGACCCAAACCCAUAGAGAAGAACCAGCUGAUCCAUAAUAACCUUGGCAGGGAUGUGUAUGUUUCCAUUGCUGACUAUCGUGGGGAUGAAGAGACCAUGGGCUUCUCUGAGGGAACCUUUCUGGAGGUCUUGGAGAGAAACCCCAAUGGUUGGUGGUACUGCCAGGUGCAGGACAGCCUGCUCCCCCGCAAAGGCUGGGUCCCCUCCAACUACCUGGAGCGGAAGAAAUAAAAACAAACCCCUACCCUUUUCUCCCACCCCUCACUCCCUUUCUUCCCAUGUUGAUGUCUCCAAGGAUAUGGGUGGCGUCACUCUUUAAGAAUGUUGCCCAAAAUCGCCCAUAAGCAAUAUGUCCUUCAAUAUGUACAGUUCUCAGUACAUUUCUGAAAAGACUGUGUGUAAAAAAACAUGAUGUUUUAAUCUUAUAAGGAAAGACACUUUUAGUGCUGGUUUACUAAAAUAUAUAUGUGGAGGACUGUAAAGAUUUUAAAUAUUCUGGGUGGAAAAGAGAGACAGAAAUAUGGGAUGGGCCACCCUUGAAUGAGGUAAUUUCGUGAUAAAAUUGUCUUUGAGAUAUGGAAGGGUAAUGAAUGGGAAUGAAACCCUCUAAAAGCAUCAUGUAAUACAGACGUUGAGCAGGGUAAAGGCUAGCCUUAUUCCUGCCUGUCAUUGUCUAUGAUGCCAAAUAAGUGCCUUUUGUAUAUGAUCACCUGAAUGGAGGUCCUAAGUGGUGGAUGGCAGAUAAGUAAAUCAACCAAAUCUAGAGUGCCAUAGGCCUAUGAGCGCAUGAACACCACUAAAAGUAUUUUCGUAACCAAUUGAGAGCUCCAGUUUAGGAGUUCUAAGCAAGUAAAAAAAGGUUCAGUCUGGAGCGCUGUACAUGAAAUAGAAUGAGAAACGCAGAAUAAAGAAAGAAGCAGAUUUAAGUGACUGAAGUCACAAGAGAAGUCACUCAUUUUAAGCCACAGUCAUCGAGCAGC
Messenger RNA from Myripristis murdjan (pinecone soldierfish), 4411 nucleotides. RefSeq names its product SH3 and PX domains 2Aa (gene sh3pxd2aa). Gene Ontology annotation, cellular component: cytoplasm. The record is from RefSeq and is a predicted model, not a curated record. Gene Ontology annotation, biological process: superoxide anion generation. Bases 156 to 3662 code for a protein of 1168 amino acids. The transcript has 15 exons. Gene Ontology annotation, molecular function: superoxide-generating NADPH oxidase activator activity; protein binding; phosphatidylinositol binding. NCBI's taxonomy places the organism in Eukaryota, Metazoa, Chordata, Actinopteri, Holocentriformes, Holocentridae.